CCCCGCCCCCGCACUACAUCUCCCAGCGGGCCCCGCGCCGCGCACGCGCAGUGCCAGCGUCGCCGGCCGGGAAGCGGCAACGCCGGGAGCCGCCGGGAGCCACGAUCCCCCAGAAGAAGAUGGUGUAAGGCCGGCAGCGUGCCCAGCCCCGAGGCAGGAGCAUGGCAGCGGCUCAGGGAGCAGGAAGCAGCGUGGCCGGGCCGUCCGGAGCCCCCUCCUCCUCCUCCUCCAUCCUGGGGCAGGGCAGCAGCCCGGCGGUGGCGGUGUGGGAAUGGCAGGACGAAUUCGGGCGCUGGAGGCCGUACCGAGGCAACGUCUGCAGCUACAUCGAGCAGGUUCUGCAGGCGGCUCAGCAGAAGGGCCGGCGCUCGGGGUCCAGCCUGGUCAGCAGCAUCCCGCUGGGACACGCCGACGCCGUUUUGGCCCCCUACGUCAUCGACAUCCCCAGCCUGACGCAGUUCCGACAGGACACAGGGACGAUGCGUGCUGUCCGCAGGCACCUCUUCCCCGGCAGCUCUGCGGCCGGGCAGGGCAUCGUCUGGGAGUGGCAGAACGACGAAGGCGGCUGGUCCCCCUACGAGAUGAGCGUCUGUGAGGUGCUGGAGCAGGCCCGUGCCACCAACCACCAGCGGGUGGACCUGGCGCCCUUUGGCUACAACUACGACGUCGACCUGGUGGCCCAGGUGCAGAUCAACAAGACCACCAGGUUCCGCCGCGGCGUGCAGCGCCGCCUGGACUCCCCGUACCCUGCCACGAAUGCCUCGGCCCCCGGCCACGCGGGGGUGGGCUGCUCGUGCCAGCAGUGCUGGCUCAACGGGGGGACUGGCCCCAUCACCACGCGGUACCGCCACUCGGCGACAAACUUCCCCAACUCCUCCUCUUCCUCCUCCUCCUCUUCCUCCGCCGCCGCCACGCAGCAGCUCUCCGGCAGGACGACGUCCGCGGGUUCUUCCAGCUUCGUGCCCUACAACAAACCCGCGCUGUCCGCGGCGAGGUCGACGCCGAGACUCAGUGCGCAGAGCACCUGGGCUCUGCCUCAAGCUGGGGGCCCCAGCACGGGACUGGCUGCACCCAACGGAGUCAGUGCCCUGAGCCUGCCGGUCAAGAUGUCCAAACCCAGCAAAGUGAACCAGGCUUUGGCAGGCAUGACGGCUAUUCUGAUGUCAGCCGCUGGACUCCCCGUGCACCUCACCUGUGUGCCGCAAGCUGCCAGCUCCCAUAAAGCCACUAAAAAACACAGCUCAGUUAAGGAGGGGAGGAAAGUGUCCAAGAAAGGUGGAGCCGUGGCCUCGCUCGUGCACAUGCUGCCCUUUGCAGGCUGGUGGAAGAGCCUGGCUGCUGCCGUGAUGGGCCUGGGGCCGGCGACGCCGACAGAGCCAGAAGUGGUGGUGAGGAAGUACCUGGAGGAGCUGAAGGGCACUCCUGCUGAUGAGGACUGCAUCAUCUGCAUGGAGAAGCUGGCCUCCCCCUCCGGCUACGGCGACGCGUGCGAGUGCAGCACGAUCAAGCCGGAGAUGGUCGGGCGCCUGACGAGCUGCCAGCACUCCUUCCACAUGCUCUGCGUGCUGGCCAUGUACUCCAACGGCAACAAGGACGGCAGCCUGCAGUGCCCCUCCUGUAAGACCAUCUACGGGGAGAAAACGGGGACCCAGCCCAAAGGGAGGAUGGAGGUCUCCACUUUUCCCCAGUCCCUCCCUGGCCACAAGGACUGCGGGACCAUCCAGAUCGUGUACCACAUCAGCAGAGGCAUUCAGGGCCCCGAGCACCCCAACCCUGGCAUGCCUUACACAGCAAGAGGCUUUCCUCGCUACUGCUACCUACCAGACAACGAGAAAGGCAGGAAGGUCCUGGAGCUCCUGAAGGUGGCCUGGAAGCGACGCCUGAUCUUCACAGUGGGCACCUCCAGCACCACCGGUGAGAGCAACACAGUGGUGUGGAAUGAGAUCCACCACAAAACCGAGAUGGACACGAACCUGAGCGGCCACGGCUACCCUGACCCCAACUACCUGGACAAUGUGCUGGCAGAGCUGGCCGCCCAGGGUGUCACCGAGGACUGCCUGAGGAAAUGAGCCGGGGUCGGGGGGCGGCUGUGCCGUGCACAUCUCCGGGCCCGCAGCCUGGGAGCCCACCCAGUGCACUUAUUCCUGUUGCCUUAAGUUCCUACGUCUGACUGCCUGUCACACUAAGCAAUAACACUGUAACGCAGGACUCCUGCCUGUUCUGUACAGUCUCUUUUUCUGGAGGGAAGGCUGUUUUUUGUAGAAAAUGGCAUUGCAUCUCCAGGUAGGGUUGGUGGCCGAAGCCAGGACCGGCUGCAGGAGCGGUGGUGAGGUGAUAGACACCCUGGGGAAGGUGGGAGCCCAGGGACCCCAGCCCUGGUGGUCCUAGAGGGACAGGGGAGCACCUCGCUCUCCAAGAGACCCCUUGGGAAGGGAAGGACAGGAGAGCCUCUCCUACACUGCCACUCCUUGUCUGAGGCACCUCUUGGAGCAAAGCCACCUCCCUCCUGCCCCUGGAUCUCUGCUCGGUUGCAAUAAGUGCCUCACUUCCAGGGAGUGUCCCUGCUUUGCCUUCACCCUUCCUGCU
Molecule: messenger RNA, 2586 nt
Organism: Anas platyrhynchos (mallard)
Lineage: Eukaryota; Metazoa; Chordata; Aves; Anseriformes; Anatidae
Gene: DTX2
Product: deltex E3 ubiquitin ligase 2
Biological process (GO): Notch signaling pathway; protein ubiquitination
Molecular function (GO): zinc ion binding
Source: RefSeq, a predicted model, not a curated record